Molecule: messenger RNA, 4341 nt
Organism: Cantharellus anzutake
Lineage: Eukaryota; Fungi; Basidiomycota; Agaricomycetes; Cantharellales; Hydnaceae
Product: kinase-like domain-containing protein
Exons: 24
Coding region: 1-4341 (1446 amino acids)
Biological process (GO): DNA damage checkpoint signaling; regulation of translational initiation by eIF2 alpha phosphorylation
Molecular function (GO): ATP binding; eukaryotic translation initiation factor 2alpha kinase activity
Source: RefSeq, a predicted model, not a curated record
AUGUUUUCCAUCCGCCACAGUCAGGGCCUAUCUACGGUCCAGGUGCAAUCACUGAAUAAAACGAUGAAGGAGGAAGCGAGGAAGUACAUCGGGGAAGAGAUGGUCCUAACCAUCGCAAUGUUCGCUGCAUCAUGGCUAUCGGAACACAAUAGCAUACCCAAGAAUGUGAACCUUAAGCAACCAUCUCUGGCAGCCGAAAUGACACAGAGGGAGAGGAUGAAGGAGGAGGAGCGCCGUCGACAAGCAGAACAGGAACGAAAUCGUGAAGAAGCACAUACUUCACAUCUAAUGCACAGAAUCGAACAAGCUGUACAGCAGAAGAAAGAGAGCAUGGUUCGCAGGGAGACUGAAAGGAAGACCGCUAGCCUACAAGCCAUUUUGGAGGAUGAAGCAAGUUCCGAUCCUCGUCAGGAAGUCUUUGAUGAAGGAGUCGACCUCGGAAAAGGUGUCAUAGCAAGAGAAUUCCGACUUUCCUUGCCUCGCCAAGAUGGCGUGACCACCAUCUUCUACGCUGAGCCUGUGCUGCCCAUCGGGACAUCAUAUCCUCUCCUCGAAUUGCAUAGAACAGAGUUCGACACGCAAUACUAUGUUCAUGGCCAAGGCCAAAACAAAGUUUCGAACAUGCAUGACGAGAUCCGGCGGCUAGUGGAAAUACGCCACGAUAAUCUACUUUCUGUCUUCGCAACGAAGCUGUCCAUGAAGCACGGAGCCAUCCCAGUCCUUAGCCUUCUCGUUGAGAAGCCUCCUUCUUUGAAUUUACCUGAUCUGCUAGAUGGAUGUGAUUUUCUCCCUGUGUCCAAGUGCCGGCCCCUCGUCAUUCAAAUGGUGCAAGCAUUGGAGCAUCUUCAUGUUCAGAACCUACUUCAUCGUUCUUUGGUGCUGUCCUGUGUCUGGGCAUUCCGCACCAGCAGGGGCGACUUUUCAGUGAAAAUCGGCCGGGCCUGGUACUAUAGUCGCCUGUUGGACUUACACAGGUCCAAUAAAUUUGGCGCGACGAAACCGGAGCAAGUGAACGAUUUACCUGACCCGUGGCUUCCUCCUGAAGUGCUGCAGUCCAAGUACCAAUACUCGAAGCGGCGUGACGUUUGGUACCUUGGCGUGAUUCUGCUUCAGAUGCUCGCAGGUCCAGCAGUAAUUUCUCAGUAUGAACAACCCUCAAAUGCUAUUUCUCAACUGGAUGCACCCAUUGAUAUGCGUCGGAUCUUGAGCUCUAUGCUCGAAAGUAAUAAAAAGAAAGCGAUUAGUUUCUCAGAUCUGAUACAGAAAUUACAAUUCUGGGAAGAAUUACCGUCUUUUACAUUGGGACUCUCUUUCGAAGGGCCACGCUCCCCUUCCGCCACGAUACACGGCCGCUCACCAACUAUCGGGUUCAAGAGUCGGUUGCCACGACUUCCCGCACCAUCAAGUCGCUACCAGCAAGACUGGGAAGAGCUGGAGUUUCUCGGGAAAGGAGCGUUUGGGAGUGUUGUGAAGGCACGUUUGCGACAUGAUAGCCGGAUAUACGCUAUUAAGAAAGUCCGGCUUCUCCGUGAGAGUGACGCCAAGAUUUUGCGGGAAGUGAAUGCACUUUCUCGUAUGUCUCACAGUUCCAUCGUUCGUUAUUACACCACUUGGGUCGAACCGAUCCUGGAUGAAGAUGAUGACGGCUGUAAUUCCGAAGAUUGCAAUGACUCUUCAGAUCAAUCUCGAGGCAACGAUGGGUUUGGUUCUGACGAUGAAGACAGCGAUCCUUUCCACGUUAUCGAGCCUUCGCUUCCGGAAAUUUCAUUUGCUCGUAGUUCUACUUUUCCUAGCCUUCAAGGGAGUUCAACACAUGUGUCCGAGAAUGCUGGUGACGACGAUGACGAUGGUGCUAGUUCCGUGUCAUCAAUUGGAACACAAAGACGUGCUCGUGGUCAUAGGAGUGGAGACCGAAGUGUGGGGCAUCAACCGAUUCACAUCCCAAAGACAGAGAUGUUGUACAUUCAAAUGGCCAUCGAUGAAGGCAUACCUGAGGAACGAGUCUGGACUCUAUUUCGACAAAUUCUUGAUGCACUGGAACAUAUUGCUUCGUGGGGAAUUGUCCACCGAGACAUCAAACCUGGGAAUAUCUUCAUUGGGAUGUUUCGCAAGAGUUUUCCUAUCAGGCUUGGAAUGUUAAACGGUGGAUCCUGGAGCAUUCCGACAACGAAGAUGCUGUUGUCGGGUCCGAACUUACCUCAGGUUGGGUUCCAUUGCUUGCAAGGGAACUUCCGAGUCAGCUUAAGACACAGCUUAGGGGUAGGAACGGGGCUUUACAUUGCCCCAGAGGUACUCCACCGAAGGAAAGGACAAAACCAUUCAAAAGCUGAUAUGUACAGCCUGGGCAUCGUAUUUUUCGAGAUGAACAUGCUUCCCUUUCCUACUGGAACCGAAAGACUUCAUGUCCUUACGGACCUGCGUACCGUCAAGGUUGUGUUUCCGAAAUCAUGGCCUGCCGAGAGAGCGAAACAGCGCGCAAUCAUACAAUUGUUGUUGCAGCACAAUCCGGGCACUAGACCUUCGGCCGCUGAACUUUCCAGGCAUGAGUUGAUGCCGAAAAGGGUCGAGGAAGAGAGCAUCAAUGAGGCACUUAGGCUGUUAGUGAAUCCUGAAUCAAGGAGAUAUGAUGUCCUGUUACGAACGUUAUUCACCCAACCCGUAGACCCGGCCAAAGUGUUCUCAUACGACGCUACGACAUCCGCUCGAGAAUAUGCGCCCUUCGUACCUGUGGUGCGUGAUGCGUCGGUGGGGGUCUUUAGAUUACAUGGAGCGGUAGAAGACGAUGCUCCAUUACUAAUGCCUCUUAUCGAGAGUCAAGAGAUGGAGAAGAAUCCUGCUCCUGUUUUCUUGGAUAGACAGGGUAAUUUGGUCAUGCUUCCAAAGAGUGUGAUCGUACCUUUGGCCAGGUCUGCUGCGCUAUCGGAUUUGAAAAGGAUUAAGAGGUUUUAUUGUGGCCACGCGUACCAGGAUGCGCCGGGACAGCCGACGGCGUGGCAGCAAGCUGCAUUCGACAUCAUCUCGACGGAUGUUGACUCGCUUGCUUCGGAGGCGGAGGCGAUAUGUAUCACGGACGAGGCGCUACGUUCAAUGCCUGGGAUAGAAACUCAAUCGUAUGAUAUAUUCAUUACACAUUCUGCAUUAACGGAUGGGAUCUUUUCGCGUAUUCCGGAAGACCGGCAUCGGGAUGUGAUAGCGGUGACCGAGAACCCCAAAUGGAGCGUGGCGCAAAAGAAGGGAUCGCUCGUGGGACAAGGUGUUCCUCGGAGCGUCAUAGAUGAUAUCGAGGUCUUGUUGGAGCCGCAAACGCCCGAUGAUGCUCCGGGUCAAUAUGCCGCACGGUUGGACCGAUUGGGGAGUGGAGCACUUGACGAAUUGCGUGCGAUUACGUCGGUUGUGGUAUCCAUGGGAGUUCGGAGGAAGAUAAUGAUUCACCCUUUCCUUAUGCGUUUGCAUCCGCUUUUUGGGCAUGGAGUCAUGUUUGAAGUCCGAGGAAAGAGGGUUGUCGUUGCCCGAGGAGGAAGGUAUGAUACACUGAUAUCAAGGUUCACACCCCCUUCGACUAUCCCUCGUACGCCGAUCAAAGCUAUCGCCAUUCAACUCGUCCUGGAAACGAUUGCGCAUCUUGUCAAUUCUCAGCACAAGUCGUCAAUUGAUGCGCUCUUAAAGGACAAGGAACGAAGGUCCUUUGGGGCGUUCCCCAGGAGAUGUAAUGUCUACGUCGUUAGUUUGACGUGGGGAGUUGGAGAGACGGGUACAGGUACGGCUGGUGGUAAUGGAGGAAGUGCUAGUGGAGCGGGAGGAACGUGGGCGUUGGAGGCGAGGAUGAAGCUUGCUGCGAAGCUUUGGAGUGCUGGUAUCAGUGCUGAUUUUAUGUAUGAUGCUGAUGCUGAGAAGGGACUGGAAUAUCAUUUGGAGACGUGUUUGCGGGAGGGUAUACUGUUUCUCGUUUGGGAGACACGUCACGAACGUCCGCAUGACAUCCUCAAUGCCCUCGGUCGCGAAAUAAACGAACAAAAACGAACAGAUGCUUCUCUAAGUUUAUCGUCGUAUUCACACCCUCGUCACAAUCAUGGCCAUGGCCAUCACCAUCACCAUCAUCAACCUCUGUCACCUGACUCGGAAGGACUUGGUCAAGCGGGAAGCGGCAUUGGUGGGUUGAGUGGACCGGGUAGUGGAUCGUUGGGUGGAAUUACGGUGGUUCUUCCUGGGGAGAAGGAGGCCCAGAGGAAGAGACACAAGGCGAGGAUUGCUUACCGUGACAAAGGUUAUGUUAUUGCGUGGCGUGCUCGGCUAUCGUUUUGCAUGGUCCCCUCUCCGCUCCUGAAUUUUUGGGUUCUUUGA